GUUUCUUUUAUUUCUUCAGUAACUUAUUUUUAUUCAAUUUAAGCUUCGUAUGUCGGGUCAUUAUGUCCCCCAAACAAUGAGUAGUGAAAAUGGCAUGUUUACAGAAGCAGAAGAAACUAAACUACAAACUUUCUUAAAUAAUCUUGAAACAGUUGAUACAGAUGUUCAAUUGGAAAAAAAGAAUGAAACAACAAGUAAAAGAAAAAGUGAAAAAAAACGGACAACGCCUUACCAAAAGAAAGGAAAAUCCCCAAAAGGGCGAGCAAGAAAGCAACCACAUGAGUUACUUUCAGAAGAACAGAAAAAAGCAAAUCAUAUUGCUUCUGAACAAAAGAGAAGAGCUAAUAUUCGAGUUGGCUUUGAUCAACUAGUAAACAUAGUACCAACACUUGACAGUUAUCAUCGGAGUGAAUCCGUUAUUUUACAGAAAUGUAAUUUUGUACAUGUACAUGAAUGUUUGUAAUGUUAAUUUUAUUUUGUUUUAUUUUUUUUUAUAGCUGUGAAAUACAUUAGGGAUUUAAUAAAAGAUAAAAAGGAGCUUAAACUAAGAGUUAAAGAAUUACAAACAAUGUUAGGUGAAUUCCCGAACGAAGAUAGUUCCGAAGAUGAAAUAGAAUUUUACUAAGGAUUCCAUAGUUAUCUGAAAUAAAAUUAUCAAUGAUACCAUACAUGUAGAUCCUUUUUUCUUGUUCUAAAAAUAGUGCAAAGGAUUUAUUUAUUUAUUCUUGAUUUGAG
Messenger RNA from Cokeromyces recurvatus, 735 nucleotides. RefSeq lists its product as uncharacterized. The transcript has 5 exons. NCBI's taxonomy places the organism in Eukaryota, Fungi, Mucoromycota, Mucoromycetes, Mucorales, Mucoraceae. The record is from RefSeq and is a predicted model, not a curated record. Bases 50 to 463 code for a protein of 137 amino acids. Gene Ontology annotation, biological process: regulation of transcription by RNA polymerase II. Gene Ontology annotation, molecular function: DNA-binding transcription factor activity, RNA polymerase II-specific; RNA polymerase II cis-regulatory region sequence-specific DNA binding; protein dimerization activity.